This is a messenger RNA of Lachancea meyersii CBS 8951, 1305 nucleotides long. Lineage: Eukaryota; Fungi; Ascomycota; Saccharomycetes; Saccharomycetales; Saccharomycetaceae. The record is from the annotation of a GenBank genome assembly.
AUGGAGGCUGAUAGAAUGCCAAGCGUGAGUGAGCGUUUGCAGCUUCUCAUGGACGGAAAAAAUGACGAGUCUGGUAAACCGUCUAGCACUCUAUUGGAGGUUCUGAUUAAAACUCUCGAAAAGGAAAGGAUUGCAGAAAUAGCGUCUGAAAAGGGUAAAGCAGAGGACGCUGCUGCUGCUGCUGCUGCUGUUGCUGCUGCUGCUGCAGAGUCCAACUCAUAUUACACUUCUUUUGUUCCUCAUCGUCCAUAUUCAGAUUAUUUCGAUUUUGACGGAGGACAAAUAGAUGUUGGUGCUGGUGCUGGUGCCAGUGACGAUGUGACAGCAGCACGGGGCUCUUUGUUCGACCAACAGCACGAAGAGGAAUAUCAAGACCAUGCUUCGGUUGAAAAAUCUGACAUACCUAGAGGUAAGAUAUUCGCGGACGCAGAUAGUGGCAGCCUCAUCACGAGAGAACAGGAGCGACACGAAACCCAUCAAGUCUCUGGAAGUUUCGACAGCGAGGGCGAAGAAUCGAACUACGCCGAGGGCGGCGAGCAAAGAGAAGCAGUUCAAUUGGUGAUUGACAGGCUCAACACCUUCAAGGACGAAUUUCGCGAUUUGAUUAGAAAGCUCGAUGAUGCGUCACUUGUGUCCCGCACCUCCAGUACCAGCCAAUUGGUGGACCUUGACACGAACAAACAAUCAGGCGCUGUCAACUCAAUGGUGGAUGGUAUUCUUGACACGUUGCAAUCCAUCCAGUCGGAUACAAUAAGUCGAAAAAGGCCAAGAAAGGACUAUGAAGCCGAAGACAGUAUUCCAAGAGCGACAAUCCCCUCCUCACGGGUCGCAACCUCUGUCGGCCCUACUUUCAAGGAUUUUGAACAGGACCCUUGCCAUGGUCUGACCAAUUUUGGCGUCGUGCUAAUUAAAUCUCCAACUACUGUUGCUCAGCUGUGGAACGAGUACACCAAGCUCCCUAGUGACUGGGCUUUGCCCGACUGGUUCGAGGCCGUGGCCCAGCAGCAUUCCAUCGAGUCUAACGAGGUCCGAAGUCCAGCUCAGUUGAUGAAAAGACGUACGUCAAUAAGAGAUCUCGAGAAAAGAUACGGUUCUUCGUGGCGAAACAACGACAAAAACUUCUCUAGGCAAGUCAAUCGUCGCAAGAAAAUAUGGCUGGCAAUCGAGGAAGGGCUAGAGGCCGGAAUUCCACUGCAUGAAUGUUUCAGGCUAAUGGAGUCGUACGUUAGAAAGAGGGGCAAGGGUUUAAGCUGGUAUUACAAUGGCGUUCCUUUCAAGCUUGUAGAUUUAAGAUCAUCACAAUAG